This is a messenger RNA of Penicillium verhagenii, 945 nucleotides long. RefSeq lists its product as uncharacterized. Gene Ontology annotation, biological process: peroxisome fission. Gene Ontology annotation, cellular component: peroxisomal membrane. Lineage: Eukaryota; Fungi; Ascomycota; Eurotiomycetes; Eurotiales; Aspergillaceae. The transcript is spliced from 2 exons. The coding region runs from base 1 to 945 and encodes 314 amino acids. The record is from RefSeq and is a predicted model, not a curated record.
AUGGCAGACCCAACCCAUCCUCCCGAUGAGUCAAAAGCGUCAGACGACGCUCAGCGUGUGGGGGACACUAGCCCGAUAUCCGCGGGGAAAUCGGCGUCACGGCGACAAUUAUUAGCAGCCUUGACGGCGACCGACGUGACUAUUCGUCGCUUAGACUUACUCCUUUCCUCCGCUGAUGGGCAAGAACGAGUCCUCGCAACAACAAAUUACGUCGCAUCAAUCUUACAACACCUCUGCGCAUCCGCCCCCUGGAUCGCACUACAAACACGCCUGGGCAUUUUGGCCCGAUUAAGAGGCCGAGCCCCUUCACAUAACCCCAAACCCACCUCCUCAUCCUCCUCCUUGUCCUCCGCCAGGUGGUCCGCCCUCUCUAACCUCGCCUCCGAAACCCGCUACAACCUCCGGCUCUUCGGCUUACUACCUCUCUGGGUCUGGGGCUCUCAAACAAUCAAAUCACCACCGGCUGACCCGAUAAUUCACGCCCUGACCCAUCUACAAGUCAUUUCCAACGUUAUCUACCAGCUCCUCGAAAACAUAGCCUACCUCGCCGGGAAGGGCGUCAUCUCUAAAAAAUGGAUCGAUAAAUACGGCGGCAUCGAUCUUUGGUACAUAUGGAGUACCCGUGGCUGGUUCGGUCACAUUUUCUUCCAGUUCUUCGUUCUCUGGCGGGAGCAUGUGCUACGCAAGAGACGCUUGGCAGCGAAACGUGCCGCGGCUGGUAACAUCGAGACCAAGGAGAUCAAAGCUGAAGAGGCAGAGCAGUUACGCUUGGAGAUCAGAUCUUGGAAGAAGAGCCUGGUCAACAAUACCAUCUGGGCUCCCUUGUGCAUUCACUGGUGCUUUGAGAAAGGUGUGGGCAUCCCGGAGAACCUGACUGGUUUGGUCAGUCUGAUGGCUGGUGCUUGGGGCAUUUAUGAUUCAUGGGUUGCGACUGGUAAAGCAUGA